AAUUAACACAAAACAGUUGUUAGUUUGCACGAAUGACAUUUCUGUAAAACGUGAAACUUGCCCACAUCUUUUAUCGACCGAAUUUCAGCUAAAUAUGUUAAGUUUUUGACGAUUAUUUUUUUUAAUUUACGUUGUAUUUUCAGUCUCAUCUCCUUACUACUUCAUUUCCCAGAGUUCUUUGCUCUAAACAAAGCUACUGCCUGUAGCAGCAUGGCAGUUGUGAACUUUAGUCAGAUUAUCUUUUUCUAACUUCUUACAGUGUAUAAGGAGGAGUUUUGUAUCAGAGCUGUAGACUCUUGUGACCGAGCAGUUGCUAAUCAUGGGCGGCGUUUUGGUCAAAUGUGCGGCCGUUGACCUCGGGAUCCAGUGGACCGGCUGGGCUCUGGCUGCAGCUUUCAGAACCGAGAAGUUUUAUGAUUUAGCAGGAUCUGGGACUUUUGUAUUGCUCGCCCACCUGAGUCGUAUCUGGGGAGGAGCUACACACAUCCGCCAGAAGGUGCAAACUGGUUUAGUGACAGCAUGGGGACUCAGGCUGGGGACAUUCCUCUUCAUGCGGAUCUUGAGGGACGGUCAGGACCGCAGGUUCAACAAAGUCAGAGACAGUCCAGGGUCUUUCUUCGUAUAUUGGACCAUUCAAGCUCUGUGGGUGUUUAUGACCCUCCUGCCCACCCUGAUGCUGAACACUGAGCAGAGAAACACACCUCUGGGAACCAGAGACUAUAUUGGCUGGACCGUAUGGGGCCUUGGCUUUGUUACUGAAGCCGUUGCUGACCAGCAGAAAUUGCUCUUUAAGAAAGACCCUGAUAAUGCUGGGAAGUUCAUCCGGAGUGGGCUCUGGGCCUACAGCCGCCAUCCUAACUACUUAGGGGAGAUUCUGCAGUGGUCGGGCCUCUGGCUCUCGGCCUCUUCAGUGAUGCAGGGUCACCAGUACCUGAGUGUAGCAUCGCCUCUCUUUGUCUGGUUUCUGCUUUGUUACAUCAGCGGCAUCCCCAUUCUGGAGAAGCAGGCCAUGAGGAAGUGGGGGUCUGAUCCAGCUUUCCAGGACUACAUCAAGAACACUCCUGUUCUCUGGCCCUGGUCUAAAUGUUAACGUGAACUGCAUUCAUUCCUUUUAAUUUACCCACUUAAAUAAACUUUUAAAUAUGUAAUCACUCACAGGCCAGUGCAUCAGGAACACCUGUUUAACAGCCUUUGAAAUGUGGUUUAAAUGACUUUAAACAUAGGGAGCCGUACCACUGUAGUCACAAAUACCCAUAAAGUAUUACAAAAAUAAAAUAGCAUUAAAAUAUAAACAAAUACCAAGUCUGCUUGUGUAUUGUUACUAGGGUGUGGGCUGGGGGUUGAGGGGUCAAUCUUAGUACAUCAGUGCAAGUAUUCUUUUCCUUCAUUGAGUUAUCCCUGCCCUGAAUAUUUUAACACUGUUCUGUAUCUGAGGUCCUUUUUUCAUCAGACCCUUCCCUUUUUAACACUAAUAUAAUCGGCCGUUUCUACAAUAAAGACAUCUGUUAGUG
Molecule: messenger RNA, 1511 nt
Organism: Cynoglossus semilaevis (tongue sole)
Lineage: Eukaryota; Metazoa; Chordata; Actinopteri; Pleuronectiformes; Cynoglossidae
Exons: 5
Coding region: 320-1090 (256 amino acids)
Cellular component (GO): membrane
Source: RefSeq, a predicted model, not a curated record